AACCGCUCAGCUGGUGAAAAUGGAUUGGCUGCUGAGACAUCUGAUGAGGGGUCUAAAUGGGGGCAUGUGAAAAAAGGAACUUGUUGUGUUUGUUGUGAUAACCACAUUGAUUCGCUUUUGUACAGAUGUGGACACAUGUGCACUUGUUCAAAAUGUGCCACUGAGUUGGUUCGUGGAGGAGGUAAGUGUCCUUUGUGCCGAGCUCCGAUUGUUGAGGUGGUUCGAGCAUAUUCCAUACUGUAAAAAGGAAAAUUUGAAGGACACGGAAAGAAAAAGAAAAGAUCUCGAGGGUGUUAAUAUCAGUUCUUGAUGUCUCGAGGUUCUUAUUUAUAAGUGUUCAGUAGAUGUCUUGUUUUUCUGCUUACAUAUGGAACUUCACGAAUUGUAUAAUUGGAUUAGCAAAUGGCGCUGUUAAUUCAUUAUUCUUGAGUAAAUAAAUAGUUGGCCCACUUAUUCUUUACAAAA
Molecule: messenger RNA, 465 nt
Organism: Cicer arietinum (chickpea)
Lineage: Eukaryota; Viridiplantae; Streptophyta; Magnoliopsida; Fabales; Fabaceae
Source: RefSeq, a predicted model, not a curated record